Messenger RNA from Durio zibethinus, 1426 nucleotides. RefSeq names its product putative RING-H2 finger protein ATL21B. Gene Ontology annotation, molecular function: polysaccharide binding. Lineage: Eukaryota; Viridiplantae; Streptophyta; Magnoliopsida; Malvales; Malvaceae. The record is from RefSeq and is a predicted model, not a curated record.
AUUAAAAAAGUUGAUAGGACAAUUGAGAAAGAAUCAAUUUGUUUGCAUAUAUUUAUGUUUUUAUGUACAUAUAAUAAAUAAUACAUUCAAAAGCUCAACAACAACUACAGCAAAACUAUGGGAAGCCUCCUAAUUGACUUGUUUGAUUGGAUUAUCUGUCUAAACUAUUUAUCCAACUUAAAAUUAUUCUUUGUUUCGUAGGCCUCGAUUACGAGGGAAGAAUUAACAAAUUUCUUUGUUAAAUGAGAAGCAAAUACCUUCAAGGAAAAUGGCUCUCUCAAAACUCUUCUUCUUCCCCUUCUUCCUUUUGUUGUUUCUUCAACCAUCUACAAACGGUGAAACAUGCCAGCAGGUUUCCUGCCGUGAUGUAAUAGUUGACUUCCCUUUCCGGCUAAGAGACCAACCGGACUGCUGCGGCAAUCCCAAUUUCAAUCUCUCAUGCACAAACAAAUCCCGAACAAUGAUCACUUUUCCAUUUAGCGGUGAGUUUAUUGUCGACGCCAUCGGUUACUUAGCGACAAAUUUACUGAUCAGCGACCCAGAGAAUUGCAUUGCAAAACAUCUCCUUCAGGGUUUAGAUCUCUAUGGCACUCCUUUUGAGCCACAAUACCCUGAAAGCUACAUCUUUUUCAACUGUUCCUCCUUUGUAUCAAUAGACUAUCCUGCAAUAUAUAUUUCAUGCCUUAGCGAUACAAACUUUAUGGUUUUUGCAAUCCCCACAAUUGCUUACAAUCAGUCGACCUCGUUGGGGUCAUGUCUAGAAAUAGCAACGAUUUUCGUCCCCCUUCCGGUUCAAAAUUGGCCAUACUAUCUUAGUGAGCUUCUGUUAACAUGGGAAGAACCAGAUUGCCAGUCGUCAUGUAACUGUGAAAACCAUUCGAGAUAUUGCGAAUUCACCGGUGGAUGCAAUGAUUUCAAAAAGAAAAGUGGUCUUUCAAACGGUGCCAAAUAUGCCUUAAUUUUUUCCCUGGGAACACCCCUCUUCUUCAUUGUGGUGUUUAUUAUUCAUCACAAGCUCAUUGUCCAUGGUAAUGAUCAGCGCCACCAAUCCACUGUCGAAAUAUCCAGCUUGGCUGCAGAGCCGCAAUUAGCCGCUCGUACUGUAAAUGGCCUCGAUGGAUCAAGGAUUGAAGCCUAUCCAAUUACUUUGCUUGAUGAAAGCUGCCGGCUUCCAAGGCCUAAUGAUAAUACUUGUUCAAUAUGUCUAUCAGAAUAUCAAGCCAAAGAGACAAUAAGAACAAUACCUGAUUGCGAUCACUACUUUCAUGCUGACUGCAUAGAUGAGUGGCUUAGACUAAAUGCAGCAUGCCCUGUCUGUCGCAAAUCGCCAGAUCAAGAGUCUGCUUUAAUAAUCCAUUCUACAGUACCCUCUUCAUCAGCACCACCACCACCACUAUAGAUGAUUAAUUCUACAAAAAUGUUUGUA